Molecule: messenger RNA, 1374 nt
Organism: Phytophthora infestans T30-4
Lineage: Eukaryota; Oomycota; Peronosporomycetes; Peronosporales; Peronosporaceae
Exons: 3
Coding region: 1-1374 (457 amino acids)
Molecular function (GO): phosphatidylinositol binding
Source: RefSeq, a predicted model, not a curated record
AUGGAGGCCGGCUUGCCGACGAGCGACCAGGUGUCACAGGUGGGUCCAACUGUUAUCUGUCGAGACUGCCGUGCACAGUUAUCAGUCGAGGAAAGUGAGGAGCAUGACUGCUCAACUGCCCCGCCAUCCCCGACCAAGAUCGUGCUUCUAAAAACUGCUGCCAAAGCGAGCUCGUUCAUCGGUGCAGUUGUGGAUCAGCCGCGUCGCUGGAGUAUCGGGGAUUCAGUACACAGCGCCUUACUUCAGUGCAAUGUGCAUGACGUGCGUAUCACCCCCGACCAAGUCGCUUUUUACUCGCUUACAACGCGUAUACCUUCACUUACAACUUCUGAGAUCAUUGUCGAGCGACGAUUUCGGGAGUUUUACGUGUUCGCACUGCACGUGUGUGCGAUGUUCCCUUCAUCUGGACUAUGGAAUUUGUUUCCACCUAAAACAUACUGCACUCUACGACGUCAAAACACACUAACCGAUGGGUUUCUGCACCGACGUAGAAGUGGUCUCGAGGAAUUUCUUCACUGCGCGCUUGAGAAGAUGGUUCUAGGAGGUGAAGCUCAAGGGACAAUUGCUCAAUGGUAUUUGCUGCGUUUAUUCCUCAAUCUCCCGCCAGCCCUUGCAGCCGCAGCUCCAUCAAAGGACAGGAGCCUCACGGCUGCACUCUACGAGCUCAAGAAACAUGCUCGCCAAUUCAGUGGAUGGACGGUGAGCCGCAAACCGGAACCGUGUGACACAGUUUUCGAGAAAGUAGCCGACGGAUUCCACAUGAUCAAGCGCGUCACGACUUGCCACUUCCCAGCUCGUGCUGUCUUUGACAUGGUGAUAAAUCAAAGUGUUGACGAUGACAUGCCGGGGCUGUCGUGGGCUCCGUUUGUUGAAAGCGAAGAGGUGCUUAGUCGCGAGAGUGAACACACGAGGACAGUUCGGACAGUCUUCAAAGAUAGCUGUUGGGGUCGCGACAAGCUUCAAAUGAUCUCACGGAAGACGUGGAGAGUGGACGAGAGCGGCACUAUCGCUAUCGUUAUGAUACCAGCCGAUGCAGCAGCCUGGGAUGAUCCUCGAGUAAUCAAGUCAAACCUCGGCUCCCGCGUGGAUUGCAUUCUCGGUGGCUGGCUGAUUACCCCAACUCCUUGGGAAGGUUCAUGUAGCGUCACGUGGCUGAUGCAGGUCAAUUUUGGACAAUGCAAUCCUCGAGCGGAGUUCACAGGGAACCAAAGUCGUCUGGCGAGUUUUUUAGAUCGUCGAUGUCUCGACGCUUGGGUCGACGAAAUCGUUCAUUUGAUUCAAGCUCUUGAGCGGGUAUAUGAUCCAGAACACUAUCACAACCAGGGUCCGUUGGUCAUCGGCACAAAGGGUGCGACAUCGACUGCGUCAAGAUAG